Tupaia belangeri chinensis (Chinese tree shrew) is the source of this 2427-nucleotide messenger RNA. RefSeq names its product basal cell adhesion molecule (Lutheran blood group) (gene BCAM). Lineage: Eukaryota; Metazoa; Chordata; Mammalia; Scandentia; Tupaiidae. Gene Ontology annotation, cellular component: plasma membrane. Gene Ontology annotation, molecular function: laminin receptor activity. The record is from RefSeq and is a predicted model, not a curated record.
AUGAGCGGGGCAGCCCGGGGCUUGGGGGCAGAGGGAGCGCCGCGCCAGGCGGUGCAUUGGGAGGUCCACUGCGGGCAGUGGGAGGUCCUGGCUGGGCGCCCAGACCGGGGGGAACCAGGAGGGGCCGGGAGGCGGCCCCCGGGCCCCAGGGCGCCCCGCCUGCUGCUGCUCGCGCUCCUGCUGGCGGCGCACCGAGGUGCCCGGGCCGAGGUCCGCGUGUCUGCGACCCCCUUGGUGGAGGUGAUGCGAGGACAGUCCGUCACCCUGGACUGCACCCCCGUGGGAGUCAAGGGCCAUUACGUGCUGGAAUGGUUCCUUACCGACCGCUCCAGGGCCCGCCGCCGCCUGGCCUCUGCGGAGCUGCACGGCUCGGAGCUCCAGGGCACCGUGCAUGACACUCAGAGCCGCAGCCCCCCAUACCAGCUGGACUCCCAGGGGCGCCUGGUGCUGGCUGAGGCCCAGGUGGGCGACGAGCGGGACUACGUGUGCGUGGUGAGGGCCGGCACGGCGGGCACGGCUGAGGCCACCGUGCGGCUCCGUGUGUUCGCAAAACCAGAGACCACGGAAGUCAUCCCCAACAAAGGGACGCUGUCUGUGAUGGAGGACUCUGCCCAGGAGAUUGCCACCUGCAACAGCCGGAACGGGAACCCGGUCCCCCAGAUCAUGUGGUAUCGGAGCGGGCAGCACCUGGAUGUGCCCAUGGAGAUGAACCCGGAGGGCUACAUGACCAGCCGCACGGUGCGGGAGGCCUCGGGCCUGCUGUCCCUCACCAGCACCCUCUAUCUGCGGCUCCGCAAGGCCGACCGGUGCGAUGCCAGCUUCCACUGCACCGCCCGCGCCGACCUGCCGGCGGCCAGCCACGGCCUCCUGGACAGCCCUGCCUUCCGCCUCACCCUGCACUACCCCACAGAGCACGUGCAGUUCUGGGUGGGCAGCCCGUCCACCACAGAGGGCUGGGUGCGCGAGGGGGACUCCGUGCAGCUGCUCUGCCGGGGCGACGGCAGCCCCAGCCUGGACUACACGUUUUUCCGCCUUCAGGACCAGCAGGAAGAAGUGCUGAACGUCAACCUGGAGGGGAACUUGACGCUGGUGGGGGUGCGUCGGGGCCAGAGCGGGCCCUACGGCUGCAAGGUGGAGGACUACGAUGCCGCCGAGGGCGUGCAGCUCUCCCAGACCCUGGAGCUGCACGUGGCCUACCUGGACCCUCUGGAGCUCAGCACCCAGCCAGAGCUCUCCGUGCCCCUCAAUGGCAGCACUGCUGUGAACUGCUCGGCGCAGGGCCUGCCCACGCCCACUGUCCGCUGGACCAAGGACUCAGUUCCCCUGGGGAACGGCCCCACGCUCUUGCUCAAGGCCAUCACCUUUGACUCCGCCGGCACCUACACGUGUGAGGCCUCCAUGUCCACGGUCCCCCUCCUCAGCCAGACCCAGAGCUUCAAGCUGCUGGUCCAAGGCUCACCAGAAUUAAGGCCAGAAGAGACGCAGCCCAAGGCGGAGGGCAGCUGGAGAGAAGGGGACGAGGUCGUGCUGACCUGCUCUGCCCGCGGCUACCCGGAGCCCAAGCUCACCUGGAACCAGCUGGGCGGCACACCGGCAGCGCCAGCCCCCGGGAGGCCGGGCUGGGUGAGCAGCUCCCUGACCCUGAGAGUGACCAGCGCCCUGAGCCGGGACGGCGUCUCCUGUGAGGCCUCCAACCCCCACGGGAACAUCCAGCACGUCUUCCACUUCGGCACCGUGGCCCCCCAGACCGUGCAGGCCGGAGUGGCUGUCAUGGCUGUGGCCGUCAGCGUGGGCCUCCUGCUUCUCGUGGUGGCGGCCUUCUACUGCAUGAGACGCAAGGGGCGCCGAGGCUGCUGCCGGCGCGCCCCCCGGGGAGCCUGAGCUGAGCCCAUCGGGGGCGGAGCAGCCAGAGCAGACCGGCCUCCUCAGGGCUGGUGCCUCUGGAAGACCCAGAGGUGGCAGUGGGGGCUUUGGAGAGGAGUGCUGAGCCCGAGGACCUGCUAGAAGCAGUCAGUGGACCUGGGGCGGCGGGCAUCAGAGCAGCCCUGCUCACGCCUCUGCCCGCCUUCCCUCUCCCCUCCCCGCCGCGGCCCUCCCUUCCUUCCUCUGCUGCCUGGGCAGGGCCCCACAGAAGCCUGCCUUGGGAGGGACUGGGGGGAAGGGGGCGGGAGGGGGCCUUCCUCCAGGGAGGGUGACUCUCCCAAGCCCCAGAAUAGCUCCUGGACCCAAGCCCAGGGCCCGGCCUCGGCCUGGGAUGAAGCUUGGAGGGUCGGUGGCCCGAGUUAUUUUUACCUCCUGCCUCCCCUGCUGGCCCCCCACCUGAUGUCCUGCUGCGUAGUCUGACACUGGAUCCCCGCCCCCGGCCCCCGCCUCAUCAUCUGUGGACACUGGAGUCUGGAAUAAAUGCUGUCUGUCACGUCGACACCA